AUGGACACGAAAAGCAUCAAAAGCAUCAACUUGGACGAUAUUUUCCCGUCUGAAACCGUACACGUCGAACAUACGGAAAAACGUUCUCAUACAACUACUACCCAUACUGAGAACGUAUCAAGCUACUCGUCGACGUCUGUGAUUCAGAAUUCUCAUUCGAUUCAUAGUGUGGAGGUACAUCAGGCACCGGAACCUAAAUCUCGUACCUCCCUGACAGAAGCAUCGAAGAUGGAGAACAACAACACCAUUCAACAUCGUCACACUAUGAACGAUGAUGAUCUUUUAGCAUCGAUUUUUGAUGCUGUAAAACUUCCGGAUGUUCACUACACUCAGGAUCACCAUUAUGCUAUCCAGCACAUUGAUGAUGCUUUAGCCGGUGAAGAGACUGACUAUCAUUACGAUGAAUCAUCUGUGAUCAGUGAAAGUCAUCGCUCAUCCACAAAUACAAAUUAUACCACAAAUACUUCAACGGCUGGUAUAAGAAAUGUGUCUAAUCGCGUAGCUGAAUCGGUGAUGCAACAAGCAAUGGACGACUUACAAUUGGUUUCACAGGAUGAAUCCGAUUACGCAAAUGAGCCAACGACGAUAGUGAAUCAAGAAAAUGGUCGUUAUGAACCGUAUUCAAUGUAUUGCACUUACGUGGAUUCACCUCGUCAGCCAUCAUCACGUCGAGGAACAAAUGAUAAUCGACUACGUACAAUGACGUUGGACAGUUCAGUUUCUGCUACAGAAAGCAGAGUAGGAGGUUUUGAUGUACAUCAUGAUGAUGGGAAUUCUACUGCUGAAGAAAUCAACCUGCAUCAUGAUGAAGUCGCCUAUGUCAGACCUAAACUCCAGGCUAAUCCAGAAACAAAAGCAGCACCUCCGCCAAUAAAUUAUCCAAAAAACACUGGUGAUACGAUCAAACUCCGCAAACUCAAUGCGGAAGUAGCUGUAGCACGUCAACGUCAAGCACAACUCGCUGCUCAGAUCGAACACGAAAAAGCAGAAGUAGAAAGACUUCGUCAAUUCAAACAGCAAAGUUUGGCUAGAGAAGCUGCUGCCAGAUUUCAUCAACAACAAUAUAAGAUUGGAACCGGUGUUGCCGUUCGUUCUGAUAGUGUGUCAACCGAUGGAAAAGCGUCGACAAUACAGGAUACACGCUCUAGUGGAGAUUCGAUAUAUGAUGAGGAACCGGUGAAGAUAAGCGAAAUCGCCGAACGUCAAUUGAACAACGGGAAUACGGUCUCAACUGUUGGAAAUGUUAACAUUGUCGUACCAGAACUAGAGAUAGUUCAAGGAUUUUCCAAGAAUCGUCAAAUCCGUAAAGUGAUCAUUGGUGGACAUCAAGCUCCUACAGAUGAAGAUAAGACGAUACUUCUAUUUGGACCGGUCGGUUCCGGCAAGACAUCAACAAUAAACAGCAUGCUAAACUAUUUGUAUGAUGUGAAGAGAGAGAAUAAUUUCAGAUUUGCACUUAGUGAAGUGACUAAGAAAACCGAGGCACUUACUGCUUACGUAAUUAACAACACCGUCUUACCAUUCAGUGUAACAAUUGUUGAUACACCAGGUGUUGUAAAUAUACAUGACAAUACGGCCGUUUCAACACUCAUCAAAACGUGGUUCGAACAGGAACUCCGAGAAGCUGGAGCUUUCCGACUGGAUGUGAUUUCCAUCGUUUUGUCCCAUAACGAGAGGGCACUCGGAUGGCCGUUCAUCAAUGAAUUGGCCGCCGUUAAACAUAUGCUUGGGGAUGACCUCAAAACGAACGUUUUACCAAUAAUUACUAAUUCAGAGGUUCUGCCUCAGCCCGUUGCAGUUCGUUCCUUGGCGUUAGCGAACAUUUCGUUUGUUGAGUACUACAAAUGCAACAAUCUUGGAUUUAUGCCAAAUGUAACUGAAAUACCAAAACUGCAACACAAUUUGUUCUUCAGCCAUGGCAUGGCAUCUCUUGAAGCUUAUUUCAGAGAUCUUCAAGAGCUUAUCCAUCCACUUCUUGCAAUUCUACGAGGAGCAAAACGUUCUCCUUCAAACUAUUCGUAUUCUGACACAAAUCUUUACUAG
Necator americanus (New World hookworm) is the source of this 2043-nucleotide messenger RNA. RefSeq lists its product as uncharacterized. The record is from RefSeq and is a predicted model, not a curated record. Bases 1 to 2043 code for a protein of 680 amino acids. The transcript is spliced from 19 exons. Lineage: Eukaryota; Metazoa; Nematoda; Chromadorea; Rhabditida; Ancylostomatidae.